This is a messenger RNA of Coccomyxa subellipsoidea C-169, 1431 nucleotides long. RefSeq lists its product as hypothetical. Gene Ontology annotation, cellular component: endoplasmic reticulum. The record is from RefSeq and is a predicted model, not a curated record. Gene Ontology annotation, molecular function: phosphatidylinositol-4-phosphate phosphatase activity. The annotation marks the transcript as partial. Gene Ontology annotation, biological process: phosphatidylinositol dephosphorylation. NCBI's taxonomy places the organism in Eukaryota, Viridiplantae, Chlorophyta, Trebouxiophyceae, Coccomyxaceae. The transcript has 6 exons.
AUCAGCCUGCUGAAGACCGCCCUCAACCCGGCGGAGGCAGGACGAGGCCUCUACUUCUCCUACGGCGCAGACCUGGCGCAAUUUGUGCUGCCGCUGAUGCAGGGCAGCGUGCACCAGAUCAGCAACCUGCGCUUCCAGACCUCCGUCGCCGACUACACCGGCUCGCUCACCCUCAUCGCGCGCCGAUCCGCCCAGCGCCCCGGUGUGCGCCACUGGCGCCGCGGAGCCGAGCCCACGGGGAAGGUGGCCAACUUUGUGGAGACGGAGCAGCUGGUUGAGCUGACUGCACAGGGGUCGUCCAAUCCCGCGGUAGUCUCUUCCUUUGUGCAGGUCCGCGGCAGCAUUCCGCUGCUGUGGAGCCAGAUCCCCAACAUCAAGUACAAGCCCACCACCCGCAUCAGCCCCCCCUCAGUCUAUGAGCCGGCGUUUGACAACCACAUCAAUGACCUCAUCUCGUCCUACCAGAAUGUGCUGGCUGUGAAUUUGGCCAACCAGAAUGGCAGCGAGGGCAUCUUGGGCAAGGCUUUCAAGGAGGAGGCCGAACGCUUUGCAAAGGUCAAGCCUGGCUUCGAGGUCAUCAGCUUUGACUUCCACAAGGAGUGCGGCGCCACACGCUACGACAGACUGGAGAAGCUGUGGGCGAUGAUCGAGCCGUUUGUGGAGCGUUUCGGCACGUUCCAGGCGAACGGCGAGCAGCGGCGGCAGAGCGGCGUGCUGCGCAUAAACUGCAUCGACUGCCUGGACCGCACGAACGUGGUGCAGGGGUGGCUGGCGCGCAAGCAGCUCGACCGCCUGCUGGCCCAGCUCUCGCUGCUGCCCCAGGGCUCCUCUAUCAAGGAGGCCUUCCCAGAGGUGGAGCGGCAGUUCAAGUGGGUGUGGGCGGACCACGGGGACGACAUAAGCCGGCAGUACGCGGGCACGGGGGCGCUGAAGAGCGGCUUCACGCGCACGGGGCAGCGCACGAUGGGCGGCCUGCUGGACGACGGCGCCAAGAGCAUGACUCGCUACUUCCUCAACAACUUCCGCGAUGGCCGCAAGCAGGACGCCCUCGACCUCCUCACCGGCACCUACGCCAUCGCCAAAGGUUUGUUAUUCUUUUCGAAUUCAAAUUUGAACUUACUCUCUCUGGUCUCUCGCGUGCUGCACCGCGUGUGUGGUGGUGCAUGGGGAAGAUUCACAGAAGGGCUAGAGCCGCAGGACAUGACCAAUGUAAUUAGGUUGUAUUACCUGGAAACAGGCUUCGAAGUGCAUUGGGGAAAGUACGCAGUGGUGAGCAUCGCUUGGAAGGAACGCAAGAGAGAAAUCUUGGGAUCCAGUGCUAAAAUUGGGCUGUGGCUGUGCCUGCAGACAAGCCGUCCCCCUUCAAGGCCUCCUUCACUGGGCUCCCCAUCAUUGCGGUGGCCUUGUUGCUCAUGCUGCUGGCAGCCGUGA